This is a messenger RNA of Phytophthora sojae, 270 nucleotides long. RefSeq lists its product as hypothetical. The transcript has a single exon. NCBI's taxonomy places the organism in Eukaryota, Oomycota, Peronosporomycetes, Peronosporales, Peronosporaceae. The record is from RefSeq and is a predicted model, not a curated record. The annotation marks the transcript as partial.
CUCCUGGCAGCCGUCAAGACGAUCAGCUACAACGCAGCGAAGCACGAGAUUCAUUUCUACUUCUUUACCAGAGAGGCAGCCUGUAGGUUUGACGGGCUGAAGGUACCUUUUCAUCGAACGACGCACGGACUAGUCAAUGCGCAUCCUGUGGGAAGACGAAUACCUGGGGCAAAUGUUUGGGACCUGCAAUACGAAGAAGAUGGUGCCCUGAUCUCGACGGCGUCAGAGUACGUCGUCAUUCUACGUUACGUGACGCGGAACAUGGAUCUC